This is a messenger RNA of Funneliformis mosseae, 897 nucleotides long. NCBI's taxonomy places the organism in Eukaryota, Fungi, Glomeromycota, Glomeromycetes, Glomerales, Glomeraceae. The record is from the annotation of a GenBank genome assembly.
AUGAAAUCAUUUUUAACAAUUCCUUUAACCUUUCUUUUAACCUCCCUUAUCGGAAUUCCAUCUUCGGUAGAUGCAUGGGGCGCAGAAGGACAUAAAGCAGUCGGACAAAUUGCACAAAAUAUUCUUCAACCCGAUGUAGAAAGUCAGGUAGCAAAGCUAUUUCAAGAUAAAUCAUUUGGUGGUAAAUUAGCUCCUGCUUCUUUAUGGGCCGAUACGAUAAAAAAAAAAAAGGGGAGUCCUUUUGCUUUUUGGAGUGCUCCUUUACAUUUUAUUGAUACUCGAGAUAACCCUGGUAAAAGUUGCUCCGUUGAUGAAGAAAGGGAUUGUCCUGAUGGCGUUUGUGUUGUUGGUGCUAUCGCCAAUUAUACCACACAAUUGGACUGCGAAAAUGGAUUCGAUAGAGAUACAAGAGAUAUCGCCCUUCGUUUCUUAACACAUUUUUUUGGGGACAUCACUCAACCUUUACAUGUCUGUGGUCGCUCUAAAGGUGGAAAUGGUGUUCCGGUAACCUUUGAUGGACUACGAAAACGCCUUCAAGAUUUCGACAAUAGUCUAGACAAAUACAUAGCGUUCCUUACGAGUGAAAUUCAAAAUGGUACAUAUGUUUCCGAAAAAGAUGAAUGGGUAGCAUGUGACACUCCGUCACGUCGUCGUCGUCGUCAUACUUCGACAAUUUUAAAACGUGCUAAAGCUACUACACGAUGUCCUUUAAGUUGGGCUACUGAUACUAAUGAAAUCAAUUGUCCUUUUGUUUGGGAUUCUAUUGAUGAAAAUCCUAAUUUAGAUUUAGGACAAGGUUAUUAUAAAGCUGCUAUACCUUUUGUUGAUAAACAACUCGCUAAAGGUGGUUAUAGAUUAGGCACCUUUUUGAAUUCCAUUUUAACUAAAAAAUGUUAA